Molecule: messenger RNA, 1763 nt
Organism: Callithrix jacchus (white-tufted-ear marmoset)
Lineage: Eukaryota; Metazoa; Chordata; Mammalia; Primates; Cebidae
Gene: UBE2M
Product: ubiquitin conjugating enzyme E2 M
Source: RefSeq, a predicted model, not a curated record
CGCGCCGCGCUCUGCACAAGUACAACAUAGGAUGAAGUGACCGCGAGCGAAACACCCCACGUCUGCCCCACUCAAAGAUGGCGGCUAACCACACUUCCUGCCCGACCCCGCUAGAGUCACCGGAAGUGACCCGCCGGGCAGCCGAAGCAUCAACUCCAAGAACGGAAAUACCCGAAUCCAGCCGAAGGAGGCCGAACCCCAAACUCCAUCCCUGAGCAACGCGAGUUUGCCGCGGCUGCGCAGGCGCACAACGCAGGCCGGGCGGGAAGACCCAAAGCGGACAGGCGGCGGAAAUAUCCGAAGCGGCGGGGCGCCCGAGGCCGUUACCGACCUCCGCGCUAAAGCCGCUGCUGCCGCGGAAACCGAUCCUUCAGUACUCAGCCCCCGUCACCGCGGCUGCCCCGUCCUCCUCCCACCCCGAGCCGCAGCUCCCUCGCGGACGGAUCAGCUGAGCGGCCAAACGGCGCGGCCGGGGGAAACCAGAGUCCGCAGCUGCGGCGGGGCCUGAGACCAGAGCGGGCGAGGGCAAGGAAGGAGCAGCCGGGGGCGAUAGGGGCGGGGCCGGGCGGCCCGAGAACACCCGAGUUUGGCCGAGCGCUGCCGUUCGAGCCCGAGACUCCAAGCCAGGCCAGAGCCGGACUACGGGAGCCGAGUCGGGCCGCGCGGUGGGCGCGGAGCAGAGCAGAGCGGCGCGGCAGGCCGGGCGGGUGGCGAGAGCCGCGGAGGCCGCAGCGGCGGGUCCGAGGAGCAGAGGCGACGCGGGCGGCGGCGGGAGGCCGGGUGGCCGGGGUCCCGGGCCCCGCGGCGGCGGCAGCGGCGGCGGCGGCGGCAGGAUGAUCAAGCUGUUCUCGCUGAAGCAGCAGAAGAAGGAGGAGGAGUCGGCAGGCGGCACCAAGGGCAGCAGCAAGAAGGCGUCGGCGGCGCAGCUGCGGAUCCAGAAGGACAUAAACGAGCUGAACCUGCCCAAGACGUGUGAUAUCAGCUUCUCAGAUCCAGACGACCUCCUCAACUUCAAGCUGGUCAUCUGUCCUGAUGAGGGCUUCUACAAGAGUGGGAAGUUUGUGUUCAGUUUUAAGGUGGGCCAGGGUUAUCCGCAUGAUCCCCCCAAGGUGAAGUGUGAGACAAUGGUCUAUCAUCCCAACAUUGACCUCGAGGGCAACGUCUGCCUCAACAUCCUCAGAGAGGACUGGAAGCCAGUCCUUACGAUAAACUCCAUAAUUUAUGGCCUGCAGUAUCUCUUCUUGGAGCCCAACCCCGAGGACCCACUGAACAAGGAGGCCGCAGAGGUCCUGCAGAACAACCGGCGGCUGUUUGAGCAGAACGUGCAGCGUUCCAUGCGGGGUGGCUACAUCGGCUCCACCUACUUCGAGCGCUGCCUGAAAUAGGGUUGGCGCACACCCACCCCCGCCACGGCCACAAGCCGUGGCGUCCCCUGCAAAUAUUUAUUGGGGGCCACCGGCAGGGGGUUGGGGGGCAGCCGGUGGGGGAAUUCCCUGCCUUGGCCUUGCCUCCCCUUCCUGCUACCUGCCCCUAGUUUGUUUUUUUUUUUUAAACCACCAUGUGAUUAAGGUCGGUGUUGCCUCCCCCGACCCACUCAGCAAUGGGAAAUGAAUUGGCUUGUCUAGCCCCCUGCUGGGUGUUUGUUCAGCCCCCACUCUGGGCUGUGGAGUGGGUGGGCAAGGGGCCUGGGUAGCUGGGCCCAGGCAACCCACCCCUCCACCUCUGGAGGUCCCACCAGGCUAUUAAAGGGGAAUGUUACUGCA